AUGGAACAAAAAAACGGCAGUGGAGUGAAUGAAUUCAUCCUCCUGGGAUUUGCUGGUCAGCACAGGUCCUGGCACAUCCUUUUCACAGCCUUUCUUGUCAUCUAUGUGGCCUCCCUGGUGGGCAACACUGGGAUGAUCCUGCUCAUCAAGGCUGACCCCACCCUUCACACACCUAUGUACUUUUUCCUCCAACACCUGGCUUUCGUGGACCUCUGUUACUCCUCUGCCAUCACUCCCAAGAUGCUGCAGAACUUCGUGAGCAGGGACCAGUCCAUCUCCUUCACAGGGUGCAUAGUGCAGUUACUAGUCUAUGGGACAUUUGUCACAAGUGACUGCUUCAUCCUGGCUUCCAUGGCCGUGGACCGCUAUGUGGCCAUCUGCAAACCCCUGCACUACCUCGUGAUCAUGUCCAAGAGAGUCUGCAUCCAGUUGCUGCAUGGUUCGUAUGUUAUUGGUUUCUUAAACAGUUCUGUAAACACAAUUAUGACUUUUUCCUUGAACUUUUGCAAAUCCAAUGUAAUUAAUCACUUUUUCUGUGAUAUGCCUCCAAUUCUCACUCUAUCAUGCUCCAGUAUUGAUGUAAAUAUCGUGGUUGUGACUGUCUCUGCAGGGUUCUGCUUGAUACUCAUUGUGUCAGUUGUCAUGUUUUCCUACAUAUGUAUCCUGGCCACCAUCCUCAGGAUGCCUUCAGCCACAGGAAGGAAAAAAGCCUUCUCCACGUGCGCCUCCCACCUGAUGGCGGUCACCAUCUUCACUGGGACUCUGGCUUACAUGUACAUAUUCCAAGGGAGUAAUAGUUCCAAAGAGCAGGAAAAAGUGGCUUCUUUGUUUUAUGGAAUUAUGAUUCCCAUGUUAAACCCCCUCAUCUACAGCCUGAGAAACCAAGAUGUGAUCACAGCCAUGUGA
Messenger RNA from Cavia porcellus (domestic guinea pig), 906 nucleotides. RefSeq names its product olfactory receptor 5AK2-like. Bases 1 to 906 code for a protein of 301 amino acids. Gene Ontology annotation, molecular function: olfactory receptor activity; G protein-coupled receptor activity; odorant binding. The record is from RefSeq and is a predicted model, not a curated record. Gene Ontology annotation, biological process: G protein-coupled receptor signaling pathway; sensory perception of smell. Lineage: Eukaryota; Metazoa; Chordata; Mammalia; Rodentia; Caviidae. Gene Ontology annotation, cellular component: membrane. The transcript has a single exon.